GAUCUAAUACUUGUUCUCCCCCUGCAGAAAUCCUGAAGGAGCUAGAUGAGUAUUAUGAGAAGUUCAAGCGCGAGACGGAUGGCGUCCAGAAGAGGAGAGUGUUGCACUGCAUCCAGAGAGCCCUGAUCCGGAGCCAGGAGCUGGGCGACGAGAAGAUCCAGAUCGUGAGUCAGAUGGUGGAGCUGGUGGAGAACCGGGCCAGGCAGGUGGACAGUCACGUGGAGCUCUUUGAGGCGCACCAAGAGGUCAGUGACAGCACUGGCCACGGAGGCAAAGCUGGCCAGGAUAAGUCCAAGAAUGAGACAGUCCCGCAGGCGGAAAAGCCCAAUAACAAGAGGUCUCGGCGACAGCGCAACAAUGAGAACCGAGAGAACGCGGCAAAUAACCAUGACCACGAUGACAUCACGUCAGGAACGCCGAAGGAGAAGAGGGCCAAGGCCUCCAAGAAGAAGAAACGCUCCAAGGCCAAAGCCGAGAGGGAAGCGUCCCCCGCAGACCUCCCCAUCGACCCCAACGAGCCGACGUACUGUCUGUGCAAUCAGGUCUCCUAUGGAGAGAUGAUAGGCUGCGACAACGACGAGUGCCCCAUCGAGUGGUUCCACUUCUCCUGCGUCGGACUGAACCAUAAACCAAAGGGCAAGUGGUACUGUCCCAAAUGUCGAGGGGAGAGCGAGAAGACCAUGGACAAGGCGCUGGAGAAAUCCAAAAAGGAGAGGGCUUACAACAGGUAGUCGGCGGACCUGCCGGGCCGGGAGGAGGCGGUGAUCGGGCCGUGUAUUUAUUACCUCCCCACCUUGGGGGAGGCGCCAGGACUGCACAGUGUAUAUUUUUAAAGAAUGUUAGCAAAGGAGCCAUUCCCUUUGUUGAGUGGCGCUGAUUGUCUGCCUUGUUUUGUUGUCGUUGGUACACAUGUGUAAUGAGAAGGUGGUCUGUGGAUCAACAUUUUAGAAACUACAAAUACAGGUUUGAAUUGAACACCCCGGCAGAGUCUUGGACUGAUGGGUCUGAGUUGGUUUGGGUUUUGGCGCAGGGCCGGGGGUGUUUUUGUGUGGGGGGCGGGUGGUGACGUGGAAGCAAUCUAACACAUUAAAUGUGGGGAAAAAAAAAUAUUUCACUUAGCUAUUUUAUUUUAAUGAAAAUGUUAACUUCAUGAACAAAUUUUUAAAAAAUUAGCCAAGUUGCUAAAAAUAUAUAUAGCCCAUAGCAAACUUAUUUCUUACUAUAAUGUAUAUCCAUAUGACAAUAAAAAGGUUUUAAGUUUGAAGAUUAUUUUUUAAAAAUGUAAGUGGUUGAAUUUUACAUGAUAAACAUUUUACAUAUGGUCCAUUUCCCAAAAGGCCAAUUGUAGAUUAUCUGGUACAUUUUUUAUUAAACCAAAUAGAAGCGGUCUGCUUGUGGGGCUUCAAAUCAUGCUCUUGCCAUCACAAACCCCAGGGGAGCCGCAGUCAGCUCACAAGGUGUGUGAAUGUACCUCUGCGAGCGGAGAGCGGACUCGGGACUCGCCGUCUCAUGAUCAAAAGGGCGGCCCGAGGCUGUUGGGAAGCUGAGUUGUGUUUCCUGCUGUGCGCAUGCAGGGCGUGGCUGUGACAUCAAGAAAUAAAUGAAACUCGGCGGUUUGUACCUCUAGCAAUAUAUUUAAUUUUGACAAGUGAUCUUUAAAUUUUUGUCUUAACAACUUGUACACCAGCAGUUCAGACAAAGCCUUAAGCAAAUUCUCUAUUACUGUUCUCAUUUUAAGAUGAAGUAGAAGUUACCUAGUUGCCGGCAAGUAAGUAUCAAAACAGAACAUACAUAUAUAUAUAUUUGACUAAGGGUUGGGAAAUUACUGGCCCACAGGCCAAAUCAGCCCCCCUCCUGUUUGUAUUGCCUGUGAGCCAAGAAUGAUCUUUACAUGGUCUUUUAAAAAUGCAAAAUCCUAUUUUGUGACAUGAAAAUUACAUGAAAUUCAAAGUUUAGUGUUCAUGAAUAAAGCUUUAUUGGCACACAGCCACGCCUAUUUGCUUAUGCAUGUGUGGCUGUUCAAUACAAUGGCAGGGUUCAGGGGCUGUCGCAGAGACGGUGUGACCACAAAGCUGAAACGACUUUCUGGCCCCAUGCAGAGGUUUGCCGGCCUGACUUGGGCCCCUUGAGUGUGCCCAUCUGUGUCCUGAACCGCCCGCUUACUGAAAGGAUCAACAGAAUUUUCAUUUCCGAGGGAUACUAUGGUUCACCUAAGUGAUCUGUAUGAUGCGGUUUAACCAUGGAGUAGAAUUUAUCUCCAUAGUCUGUUUUACAGCCUCCAAAGCUACCACAAGGAAGAAUUGAGUAACCACUAUAGCCCCUAAGGAACUGUAUGACAUAUAUUUGUUGUAAGUAAAACGCCUAGUUUUCUGAUUUUUUCAUUUGAUAAUGGAAAAUUUCAUUUGUACCAGACAUAAUGAGCUCCUGUUUUACAGUAAAUUUCCAUUGUAAAGAGAGUUAUUUGGUGGAGAAAUACAGAUUGUAGUUGGUCUUAUAUUAAAAUGAGAACCGUGCAUACGAUACCUACAAAUAGGAAUUUACUAUCCACCAAAAUUCUUAAGACAUUUAAGAAUCUUGGGUGUUUAAAUUUGGUAAGACCUAGGUGAACAAUAAACUAAAUUAAUUCAUUAAAAUACUUGAUAACAGUCUGGUGGCAAUAGAUGUAAUUUAAAAGAAUCUGAUUAUAUAAAACUAUUUGAUGGUUUUCACUUCUAUUUCAGUUAGAGUGAAAAAUGAAAAUUAAGUUAUAGGGGUGAAGAUUUGCAAAAACACAGUUGCUAGUACCAGAUUUCUUCCUGCUCAUUCAGUUAGGGUGUAGGUGGCUGUAGAAGGGAGAAGACAAGAGGGCCCAGGCCUCCCCAGAUCUGAACCCAUCUUUAUCCCUCUGGGGUUUAGUCUUGUAAAUGGCUUAACUCUUAACCCAUGGUUUUUCACUCUUAUAUAUGGGGGUGGUUCUGAGAAAUACAUGAGGUUAAGUGAAUAAGAGACUGGCACAUAGUUCAUCAAAUGCUGGGUAUUUUUCCUCCACCUUUAAUGAGGUUUCCCAUAAGGGUAGGUGGGUAGACAGUCUUCUUAGAAGGUGAGGAAUGUUAGAGAGGUAGAUGUUGGGUUUGGCAAUUACUUUUAUUCCAGUGGACAGUUAAAAAUCGCAGACGAGGACUUAGAACAUCAAGAUUUUAGGCUUUAGAUCAUGAGUAGAUAACAGAAAAAUCAAGUAACUCCGGGGGAUGCUGAAAAUGGGCUUCUUUUUGAAAAAUUGCUUGUAUUUUUGUUUUUUAUUUAAAAAUUCAUUUGAGGCUAAUUGACAUGUAACAGUUUCAUGUGUACAACAUGUUUCAGUAUUUGUGUAUGUUGUUGAAAUGAUCACAAUAAGUCUAGUUAACAUCUGUCAUCUCACAUAGUUAAAAAAAAUUGCAUUUUCUUCUGAUGAGGAUUCUGAAGAUUGAGCAACUAUCAAAUACACAGUACAGUAUCAUUAACUGUAGUCACCGUGCUAUACUUUACAUCACAGGACUGACUUACAACUGGAGAUUUGUGUCUUUUGACCCAUUUUGCCCAUCCCUGCCCACCUCCUGUGGCAACCACCAGUGUUGCUUGUAUUUAAUAACCAGGUUAUUACAGUUUGAAUAAAGGGUCUGAAAUGUU
This is a messenger RNA of Manis javanica (Malayan pangolin), 3645 nucleotides long. The record is from RefSeq and is a predicted model, not a curated record. Lineage: Eukaryota; Metazoa; Chordata; Mammalia; Pholidota; Manidae.